AACGUUACCUACCGAAGAGUAAAGUGAACUACCACCUAGACCUACAACCUACAUAUUUCUUAUCAGUUGCAACUGGUCCUCUUUCUCUCUCACGAAUGAAAAUUGAAAAUUUUGGUUACCGGCAUCGAUCUCUCUGAAACGUGGAAUGUGAAUUGAAUUACUUUGCAAGAAAUUUAGAAUCAUUUCGUAUUCGUAGCGUUUGAAUUUAUCAAGUUUAAGUGGUUGUACAGUGAUCCGAAGUCAUGCUCAAACCUUUCUCGUUAUCGAAGUGCCUGCGAGCCAAACGCGAAAAACGACCUAUAGUUCUCGAACCUAUGUACGAUUUCACGUUCAAGAAGAUGUUUGAUCCGUUGGAAAACAAGCCUGUUCUUCGAAAUUUUCUCAACAGCAUGUUAUCGGGGAUAUCUCUCAUGAACGGUGACAAAAUAGAAAAUGUCGAACUACUAGAUUCUAUUCCUGAUUUGCCCAUAGAUGCUGCUAAACGAGUAAAACAGGAUGUUCUAACCAAUGUAUUGUGCAAGUCUACGAAUGGGGACCAGUUCAUCGUGAAUUUGAGUAUGCAGCAACAGCACCACCCGCAUUUUUUGACGCAUAUACAGUGUCAUCAUGCUUUCAUUUAUUCAAAUCAAAUCAGUGAAGAAGAAUUACAUUCUUCGCCUCGAGGCUUUGGGUUAUUGAAACCAGUCGCCAUGUUGGCAAUCUGCAAUUUCUCAGUGUUCAGCGAAACGGAGAAGGAUUAUAUAACAAGAUGUGAAAUGAGAACAGGACAGAACCUGGAAAAAAUAUCACCUUUUUCAAAACUGUUAGCGUAUGUGUAUGUUGAACUGCCCAAAUUUUCAGUUACCAACUUCGAUGAAAUUCAGACUGACGCUGAUAAAUGGAGUUUCUUUCUCAAGUACGCUGCAGAUGAAGAUCAAAAGUCAGCGAUUCAACAACUCGUAAAUAGUGAUGCGGAUUUUAAAAAAGCGUACGAAGUAUUGCAAGCUGAUAACUGGUCUUUGGCUGAAUUGGCUCAGUUUGCUGGAGUUAUCACUGAUGAAGAUCUUAUUGAAGCUAUUCGUCGCGAAGAAAAACAAAACAUUGCUGAAAACAUGUUACGAAAUGGCGUGGAUCCUUCUGUUAUAUCAAAAGGGACUAGUUUGGAAAUGAACGAAGUUGAAGCGUUGCGAAAGCAAAUCGAAGUUGAAAAAGAUCAUCCUGUAUAGUUUAUAUUUUAUCUCUGUGUUCAUGCUCAGUUUUUUUUUUUAAUGUUUUUUUACCAAAUUAUUUAUACUUAAUGAACAGAUUUUUUCCUUUUUUGUUCCUGCGUAAAGAUGAAGUAUAAAAUUAAUUUUUGUUACUGGUAUUUAGUGAGAAUAAAAUCGUGAUGUUUAGCAAUA
This is a messenger RNA of Planococcus citri (citrus mealybug), 1379 nucleotides long. RefSeq lists its product as uncharacterized. The coding region runs from base 243 to 1205 and encodes 320 amino acids. The transcript has 2 exons. Lineage: Eukaryota; Metazoa; Arthropoda; Insecta; Hemiptera; Pseudococcidae. The record is from RefSeq and is a predicted model, not a curated record.